CUGUCCACAUGGACAGUCGUGAGGGCCUCCGCUGAUGCAUUCACGGCUGGGCGGGGUGGGCGGACGGCCUUAGCGGCGGCGGCUGCCGAAGAAGCGAGUGAUCCGGAGGCGCCUGACGGUCGCGGAGACCUAGCCGCCCCGGCGCGGCGGGUGCGGCCAUUUUACGGCCUGGGACGGAGGGAGGCGUGUUUGAGUGCUCGCCUUCCUUCUCCCUUCCUGGGGGCCCGCGGCUGAGCGAAGCGUCCCUGGCGGCCUGGGUGGGCGGUGGAUGGGGAGUCGUGAGCCGAGAGGAACUAGGCCCGGGAAGCGCCGUCGCCGUCGUCGCCGCUCACGUUCCCCCGGAGGAGCCUGAGGAAAAGCCCAGGCCGCGGGCCUCGCUAUCGCCCGUCAGCCUGCGGAUAGGCCCGGGCGCGCCUGGCCUGCUUUUGUGUAGGCCCGUUUGGAGGUGGGAGCGCCGCCUGCCUGCCGGCUGAGCCCGAAGCCCGCAACCCUGCGGCGGCUACCCUCCUACGGCGCGGCCCCUCAUCCCGGCGAGCACGGCGGCGGUGUGGGCCAUGGAUUAAGAAGGAGGCGGCGUGGGAGGAGGAAGAUGGCGGCCGGCAAGAGCGGCGGCAGCGCUGGGGAGAUUACUUUUUUGGAAGCUUUGGCUAGAUCAGAGUCUAAGAGAGAUGGAGGUUUUAAAAAUAAUUGGAGCUUUGAUCAUGAAGAAGAAAGUGAAGGAGAUACAGAUAAAGAUCGGGCAAAUCUACUCAGUGUAGAAGAAGAUGAGGAUUCUGAAACCUCAAAAGGAAAAAAGUUAAAUCGACCAUCUGAAACUGUUGCUGCUAGUUCUGAUGAUUUCAUCUUGAAGACAUAUGUAAGACGAAAUAAGACUGAAAGUUUUAAAACUUUGAAAGGCAACCCAAUUGGACUUAACAUGUUGAACAACAAUAAGAAAUUGAGUGAAAAUACACAAAAUGCAUCAUUAUGUUCUGGAACUGUAGUUCAUGGUAGACGUUUUCAUCAUGCUCAUGCACAGAUACCAGUAGUAAAAACAGCAGCCCAAAGCAAUCCGGACCGAAAAGAAAGGAAAGAAUAUCCACCUCAUGUCCAAAAAGUUGAAAUUAAUCCUGUAAGGUUAAGUCGGCCCCAAGGUGUUGAACGUAUAAUGAAGAAAACAGAAGAGUCUGAAUCACAAGUAGAACCUGAAAUUAAGAGAAAAGUCCAACAGAAACGGCACUGUAGUACAUACCAGUCUACUUCUCUGUCUCCUGCUUCAAAAAAAUGUUUAACCCAUUUAGAGGUUUCUGAACAGCGUGAAUGUUGCCCAAAAUGUGGAAAAGAGAAAGAAAAUCAGUCCAAAUGCCAAAGUUGUGGUAUUAGUUUUCGUAAUGAUUUACAAAGAAACUGCAGACAAGCUAUAACUUUAAAUGAACCUACUGGACCAUUAUUAAGAACGUCAAUACAUCAGAAUUCUGGAGGACAGAAGUCACAAAACAUAGGAUUAACAACCAAGAAGUUUUAUGGUAACAGUGUGGAAAAAGUUCCAAUUGAUAUUAUUGUGAAUUGUGAUGAUAGUAGAAAUAAUUAUUUACAGACUAAUGGAAAAGUCAUUUUACCUGGGACAAAAAUACCCAAAAUCACAAACUUGAAAGAAAGAAAAACAAGCCUGUCAGACCUAAAUGACCCAAUCAUUUUGUCCAGUGAUGAUGAUGAUGACAAUGACAAGAAUAACAGAAGAGAGAGCAUAUCUCCUCAACCUGCUGACUCAGCAUGUUCUUCCCCUGUACCAUCCACUGGAAAAGUAGAAGCAGCACUAAAUGAAAAUAUCUGCAGAGCAGAGCAUGAACUAAGAAGCAUUCCAACAGAAUCAGAAUUGAAUACAGUUACAUUGCCAAGAAAAGCAAGAAUGAAAGAUCAGUUUGGCAAUUCUAUCAUCAGCACACCUCUAAAGCGUCGUAAAGUGGCUUCUCAAGAAACUUUAGUUAAUUCUUUAUCUUUAAGCUGCCAAAGUUCGUUUGAAAGUGUCAUUUUAAAUUGUCGAAGUAUACGAGUAGGAACACUGUUCCGACUAUUAAUAGAGCCUGUUAUUUUUUGUUUAGAUUUUAUCAAGAUACAUCUAGAUGAACCAGAAAGUGAUCCUGUAGAGAUUAUUUUAAAUACCUCUGAUCUAACUAAAUGUGAAUGGUGUAAUGUACGAAAAUUACCAGUCGUGUUUCUUCAGGCAAUACCAACAAUUUAUCAAAAACUGAGCAUGCAAUUGCAAAUGAAUAAGGAGGAUAAAAUUCGGAAUGAUUGUAAAGGAAUAAAUAAGUUAUCAAAUUCGGAGGAACAAUACAUAAUUUUAAUUUUUCAAAAUGGCCUUGAUCCUCAGGCAAAUAUGGUAUUUGAAAGCAUCAUUACUGACAUUGGUAUAAAAAAUAAUGUUCCCAAUUUUUUUGCAAAAAUUCCCUUCGACGAAGCCAAUAGCAGACUUGUUGCCUGCACCCGAAGCUAUGAAGAGAGCAUCAAAGGAAGUUGUGUGCAAAAAGAAAAUAAAGUUAAAACUGUAUCAUUUGAAUCCAAAAUACAGCUUAGAAACAAACAGGAAUUCCAGUUUUUUGAUGAUGAUGAAGAAACCGCAGAGAGCCAUACCAUCUUCAUUGGACCUGUAGAAAAAUUGAUCGUAUAUCCACCACCUCCAGCUAAGGGAGGCAUCUCUGUUACUAAUGAGGACCUGCACUGUCUAAGUGAAGGAGAAUUUUUAAAUGAUGUUAUUAUAGACUUUUAUUUGAAAUAUUUGGUGCUUGAAAAACUGAAAAAAGAAGAAGCUGACCGAAUUCAUAUAUUCAGUUCUUUUUUCUAUAAACGCCUUAAUCAGAGAGAGAGGAGAAAUCAUGAAACAACCAAUCUGUCAAUACAACAAAAACGGCAUGGGAGAGUAAAAACAUGGACCCGGCAUGUAGAUAUUUUUGAGAAGGAUUUUAUUUUUGUACCCCUUAAUGAAGCCGCACACUGGUUUUUGGCUGUUGUGUGUUUCCCUGGUUUGGAAAAACCAAAGUAUGAACCUAAUCCUCAUUACCAUGAAAAUGCAGUCAUACAAAAAAGUUCAACUAUAGAAGAUAGUUGUAUUUCUUCUCCUUCUGCCAGUGAAAUGGACAGUUGUUCACAAAACUCUUCUGCCAAGCCUGUAAUUAAGAAGAUGCUAAAUAAAAAACAUUGCCUAGCUGUAACUGAUUCAAGUGCUGGACAGGAAGAAAGUGACCCUUGUUAUCGGAGAAACAUAUGCAGUGUGAAAUGUAGUGUGAAAAAAAUAAAUCAUACUGCAAGUGAAAAUGAAGAAUCCAAUAAAGGAGAAUCUGCAUGCCAGAAAGUAGUUGAUAGGACUAAAAAUGAGAAUGGCCUACAGAAUGAAUGUUUGAGUUCUGUGCAUCAUCCAGAUGGCUUAAGCAAAAUCAGACUAAGCUAUGGUGAUGAAUCAGCUGAAGGUAGUAAAAUGCUUGAAGAUGAACUAAUUGACUUCUCAGAAGAUCAAGAUAAUCAGGAUGAUAGCAGUGAUGAUGGAUUCCUUGCUGAUGACAAUUGCAAUUCAGAAAUAGGACAGUGGCAUUUAAAGCCUACUAUCUGUAAACAACCUUGUAUCCUACUUAUGGAUUCACUCAGAGGCCCUUCUCGGUCAAAUGUUGUCAAAAUUCUAAGAGAGUAUUUAGAAGUGGAAUGGGAAGUUAAAAAAGGAAGCAAAAGAAGUUUUUCUAAAGAUGUUAUGAAAGGCUCUAAUCCAAAAGUACCACAGCAAAACAACUUUAGUGAUUGUGGUGUAUAUGUAUUACAGUAUGUAGAGAGCUUUUUCGAGAAUCCCAUACUAAAUUUUGAGCUACCUAUGAAUUUAUCAAACUGGUUUCCUCCCCCAAGAAUGAGAACAAAAAGAGAAGAAAUUCGAAAUAUAAUUCUGAAGCUGCAAGAAGAUCAGAGUAAAGAGAAGAAACAGCCUAAGGACAGUUCCUCAACAGAAGCAUCUUUAGGUGAAAGAACAGAACAGUAUGUCAACAGUGUCUCAGAUUGACCAGAAGACAAUUGUUGCUUGUGGCUUUCAGAAAUAAAAUGACUUUCAAUUUUGGGGACAGACAGUAAAGAACUGAAGUACUCACUACUCAGAGUGAUUUGGAGAUGUUAAUGCUUGUAUAAAUGUCAUAUAAUUAAUUUCCAAAGGAGUAUGUAUUAAGUAAAAGUCUGUAAAUAUGUUAAUGAAGCCAAUUUUUCCAGCAUUUAUAAUUAUUUUUUUCACUUGUUAGGAAGCUUUUGUUAUGUAUUUUCUGUUAAUAGUACUUAAAACUGCAACUUCUAAACACAAAAUAAAUAAAAAAAUAUUUAUAGGAGGAAAUGA
Marmota flaviventris (yellow-bellied marmot) is the source of this 4342-nucleotide messenger RNA. RefSeq names its product SUMO specific peptidase 6 (gene Senp6). NCBI's taxonomy places the organism in Eukaryota, Metazoa, Chordata, Mammalia, Rodentia, Sciuridae. Gene Ontology annotation, cellular component: nucleus; cytoplasm. Gene Ontology annotation, biological process: regulation of kinetochore assembly; proteolysis; protein desumoylation. The record is from RefSeq and is a predicted model, not a curated record. Gene Ontology annotation, molecular function: SUMO-specific endopeptidase activity.